Messenger RNA from Pseudo-nitzschia multistriata, 2854 nucleotides. NCBI's taxonomy places the organism in Eukaryota, Bacillariophyta, Bacillariophyceae, Bacillariales, Bacillariaceae. The record is from the annotation of a GenBank genome assembly.
CGAACUCCGAAGCAGCUUCCCCAAAAUCACGGCAGUUGCUCGUCGAUAACACUGCGACAAACCACUCCACAAUAGAACCAUGUCGACCGAAGAGGUGAGUCUAGGUAAUCGCCCAAUSCGUUCCACCACGACGRUGAACAAGUAUGAUGAUUCGAUUGGAUUGGAUUGGUUUGGAUUGGUUUGAAUUGGAUCGAAUCCAAUUCGAAUUCGAAUUCGAUUCGAUUUGUUCCUUCGCACUGCUCCUGCCACGAUGCCCAAGAACGCCACUCACCGUGCCACUCUCUCUCUCUCUCUCUCUCUCUCUUGCGAUUCCACUGCGUUUGCCUCCGCCUCCGACCGCUGGUAGCUUGCCGACGAACUCGCCGCCAAGUGCAGCACGGGUGGGGUCAUGCUGAACGGCCCCGCGCCCCCGGUGCAGAACAACCUGUACCGCCGCCACCGCAUCCGGAUCAAGGAGCUCCUCGCAAACGACGGGGCCGCACACCUCAACCAGAYCGUCACGGUUGCCGGAUGGGCCCGAACCACGCGCAACGCCAACAAGGGCCAGCUACUGUUCGUAGAACUCAACGACGGGUCCACCGGGGAAUCGAUCCAGUGCGUCCUCGAUGCCGAAAAAACGGAGGGCUUUGCCGAGUGCAAGGCGUCCGGCGGUACCGGGGCCUCCUUCCAGAUGGUKGGAACCCUCAUCCCCAGCCAGGGCGCGGGACAGGCCGUGGAGGUCGCCGUCACCACCGGCAAGCUCCUGGGAGCCGUCUACGGAGGAAACCAGCAGGGAACGGAGGUCGGCGGGGCCUUUUACGCCAUGAGCAAAAAGGCCCACACCCUGGAGCACAUGCGGGACCACGCCCACCUGCGGCCGAGGGGACGGGUCCACGCCGCGGCCAUGCGCAUCCGCCACUCGAUGGCCUACGCGACGCACACCUUCUUCCACAACCACGGCUUUUUGUACAUCCACACGCCGAUCCUAACCGGGGCCGAUUGCGAGGGCGCCGGGGAGCAGUUUGGCGUCACGACGAUGCUGGGAUCGGACCACCUCGCCACCGACAUUGAGCUUUCGAAGAUCGAGCCCCCGCCGGUACGCACUGUCUUGCUUGUUUUCUUUCGUUUUGUGUUCUUUCGUUUUGUUGGCCGCAGCGUUGGCACAUUGUGCCAACGAAUCCGUUUCGAAAACUGGUUGCCUCUAUUCUCACGCGUUCUCUUCUCAAUGGCACCAAAUCCAAUGCAAUGCAAACCGAUUGAGCAGGUUGAAGACCUCUCGAAGCUUUCGAAGAGCGAACUCAAGCGCCGGGCCAAAAAGGCGGAGAARGAAAAAGCAAAGAUCGAUCCCACCAAACCUGUCGAGGAACACGUAGUUGGUGCCGUAGACUAUUCCAAGGAUUUCUUUGGAAAGCGCGUCAACCUGACCGUCUCGGGGCAGCUGAACGUGGAAACCCACGCCUGCGCUCUGUCGGACGUCUACACCUUUGGCCCGACCUUCCGCGCCGAAAACUCCCACACGGGGCGCCACCUUGCCGAGUUCUGGAUGAUCGAGCCCGAGAUUUGCUUUGCCGACCUYGCGGACGACAUCAACCUGGCCGAGGACUACCUCAAGUAUUGCGUGCGAUUUGCCCUCGAGAACUGCGCCGAAGACCUUGAAUUUUUCGAAAACAGUCCCCACGGAGAGGUCGGCCUACGGGACCGAUUGAAGAACGUUUUGGACAACCCCUUCAAGGUACGUAACCACAAGAGGGCACGCGCGAAGGACAGAGAUGUUGUUUUUUUUUUCGAGAAACUUUUGGGAAACGGGAGGGAAGGAAGUAYAUCGGCCGUCGGUUGUAUUUCCGAAGGGAACUGCAAAACCCACACUGUUCCUGCCACCUCUUGUAAUGACGAAGAAAACGCAUUGGGAAUCUCUCUGAAAUUAUCAUUUCGUGACGAACCUGCAUAAAUCAUCAUUCAAAAAUCUUCGGAACAAGAGGACGGUUGGUGGUUCUUUGUCCCGUGCUUCCAACUUUGUUGUUUUAUAUCCAAUCGACGCAUCUCUUGUAAUGAGGAAGAAAACGCAAUGGGAAUCUCUCUGAAAUUUCAUUUCAUGACGAACCUGCAAAAAUCAUCAUUCAAAAUCUACCGAACAAGAGAACGGUCCGCGCUCAUCAAAUUCGUAUUCGUUUCGUCCYRURUCGAGUGGAUCUUGUGCUUUUGGAUYAUUUUCUAACUCUCUCCUCCGUGUGCUUUCAAUCACUUUUGACCGCAGCGACUGACUUACACCGAGGCGAUCGAAGUUUUGCAAAAAGCAGUCAAAGAAGAUGGUGUYGAGUUCGAAGAAGAGCCUGUAUGGGGUAUCGACCUUCCGUCCGAGCACGAGCGUUACUUGUGUGAAAAGGUAUACAAGAAACCCGUUGUGUUGAUGGAUUACCCCAAAGACAUCAAGGCCUUUUACAUGAAAUUGAACGAUGACGAAAAGACGGUUGCCGCAGCGGACAUUUUGGUUCCAAAGAUUGGUGAAAUCAUUGGAGGAUCGCAGCGCGAGCAUCGCAUGGAUGUAUUGAAGAGGCGUUGCGAAGAAAUGGGACUUGACCCCCGACAGGUUUGGUGGUAUCUGGAUCUUCGUCGGUACGGAACAGUGCCCCACGCCGGGUUCGGUCUUGGCUUUGAGCGUUUGAUCCUGUUCGUCACCGGACUCCAGAACAUUCGCGAUGUCAUUCCGUUCCCUCGAUACCCUCAGAAUGCCGAGUUCUAGGCUAGAUUAUCGACAUGUUSCACGACAUUUUUUGYACCUGCUUUGCAACGAUGUGGUGAACRGAAAACGAAUCAAUCCAACCUUUUGGGAUGACCUAUUAUUAUUUCCAUCCUUAAAUAGAGGGCAUCCUAUUAU